AUGGAGCAUCACACUGAGAUAAUCAAGAGUGGGUGCCAUAAGAUUCUGGAAGGAAUCAAUUCAAUGUCUUGGGUAAAUUUAGAUGACCAGCAAGUUCAUUCCUUAGUGAUGAUGAGAGAAAUUGCGCGCGGGGUUGUUGAUGAUCGAGAUAGAAAGGUGACUAAGAAUGACGUGAUUACUACGUUGCGCUACAGCAUUGAGAAAAUGGUGUGUGCAUCGAGAGAUAUCGUUCAUAUGUUAAGUAGGAUGUCCUAUGAAGGCUUGGAUGACCAGAGGAUGCAUUUAGUUUUGAGGAUGAAGGAAAUUGCUCAUGGGAUUGUUGAUAAGCAACCUAGAGUUGCAAUAACUACGUCUGAGAUACUUGUGGACCAAGUUUGCUUUGUGGAUGAAGGGGCGAGAGACAGUCCUGUGGUUGACUCGAUCAAGAUCAGCAAUGGGGAUAUUCUUAUUGAUGAGGCACAAAGCACGAUGCAUGAAGAUGAGAUGUUGGACGUGGAUCAGGUUUUAGGAUUUGAAAAUGGGAUAGAUGAAGUAGAAGAGUCUCUGCUGUCAUCCUGCUUUCAGCAAUUUCUUUUGUGGCCUUCCGAUGAUUGUGUCACCUUUGAGUGGACCUUUGUGGUGUUCAAAUUGAUAGAUGCUGCCUGUAAUGUUUUACGUAAAGAACCAAACUGUGUGGAGAUUAAUUGUCUUGGAGAGGAUUCAAGAGUCAUUGUUGUAGGCGAUAUACAUGGGCAGUUUCAUGAUUUAAUGUUUCUUUUGAAGCAUUUAGGAAUGCCUUCUGAGAACCAGUUUUAUGUUUUCAAUGGUAAUUAUGUUGAUGAAGGAGCUUGGGGCAUUGAGGUGUUCUUGGUCUUGCUAGCUUGGAAGGUCUUGAUGCCUCAGAGAGUGUAUCUACUCCGUGGAAAUCAUGAAUCAAGAUAUUGCACUGAACAAUAUGGUUUUAAGGAGGAGGUACAGACCAAAUAUGGUAAUCAAAGUGAAGAUGUGUACAAUAAAUUUCUGGAGUGUUUCAAGGAACUUCCAUUAGCAUCAGUUAUUGCCAACCGUGUUUAUACUACUCAUGGGGGGCUUUUUCGUAGCAUUCACGCUGCUGCUUCCGCUUCAGUAAAUCCAAAACAGAAAAUGACACAAAGGGUGGACCUUGGUUCUUUAGCUGAUUUAUCUCAAGUUAAAAGAACUUGCAUAGAUUCUCCACUUGAGGGUCCUAACAUAUUAUUGAGUGACAUUCUCUCGUCAAAACCAUUUAAUAGAGAUGGUCUGAGGGUUAAUGCAGGUCGGAAAUUAGGUUUAUGGUGCGGUCCUGAUUGCACCGAGGCUUUCUUAAAGCAGCACAAUUUGAAGCUGAUCAUCAGAUCACAUGAAGGACCUGAUGCAAGGGCUGGUAGGGAUGACUUUGGUGAUAUGUUGAAUGGAUACAGCAUAGAUCAUGAUGGCGAGUCAGGAAAGCUAUAUACACUUUUUAGUGCUCCAGACUACCCGCAAGUGUAUCCUUAUCUUGAUUUUGAUGCUGAUGACACGGACUUGAGUAAACUAGACUCUUCUCAAAUCGACAUAGAGGCCUCAACCUCCACCUUCUCUACUUCCGGAUGGUUCAGGCGGUUCCAAGAGCUCCUUUGGUGGAAGGGCUGCCUCUCCCACCUAACAUUAGAGUUUUUGCAGGAGCCUCACGCGGCUGCUUAUAAGUAUUUGUUCGAGCUUGUUGCUGGCCUGAAACACAUGAUUGCAACAAGGGAGACGGAGAACAAUGCUCGUGUAUCGGCUUUGCGAAGUAAAGCUAGGAAACGUAAGGAAAGAGGUCACAAUUGA
Vicia faba (fava bean) is the source of this 1806-nucleotide messenger RNA. Lineage: Eukaryota; Viridiplantae; Streptophyta; Magnoliopsida; Fabales; Fabaceae. The record is from the annotation of a GenBank genome assembly.